Lasiosphaeria miniovina is the source of this 1023-nucleotide messenger RNA. RefSeq lists its product as uncharacterized. NCBI's taxonomy places the organism in Eukaryota, Fungi, Ascomycota, Sordariomycetes, Sordariales, Lasiosphaeriaceae. The transcript is spliced from 2 exons. The coding region runs from base 195 to 800 and encodes 201 amino acids. The record is from RefSeq and is a predicted model, not a curated record.
AUAGUGAUUCGCUCUUGCCCUUUCUAUGAAUCAGGCAAGCCAUGGUCGUUUGACCGGUCUGUGUGGCGGCUGACAUGCGAAACGGAACCAUCGCGGCCUCAUUGGGAGGAUGGUCGGUGUGUGAUUGACGCCGGCGGUAAUCUGGGAAGUGUUUCCGGCCAUGGCAUAGGCCAGAGGGACAUGGAAGUCAUCAGAUGCUUUUCGAGGGAGGGCGAGACGGGCAAUGGCGCAGCAGAACCUUGGCUGUGGCUGGGUUGCUCAAAGCCCUUUGCCAAUCGUGGUUCUGUGGCAUAAGCCCCUAUCCCGGGGCGGAUGGCGGCAAGCUGGGCGGGGGAUGGGGAGUGUUGGUGGGUGUGGGUGGGCCAACAACAGAACCUGAAGAUGGAAAAAGACUGCCCUGGCCGACAGGUCGCGCCCUAGGUUCGGCUCCUUUUCCACAGCGCUUGAGAAGACCUGAAGCCCCCACCUGUGGCGAUGCCACAUUGGAAAAGUCGGCAGCAUUCCUAGUUCCGAAACCUGAAGGGGGGAAAAAAUCCAAAAAUCCGUUCGUGCAACCCGUUACGAGUUUCCAGGCGGGAAUGCAUCUAUCCCCUUCCCAAUCGAGGGCCCUACUCACAAGUGACAAUGUCCAUAUCUUGCGCUCUAGCCUAACAAUGGCCGCCGUAGGUAUUUUUCUGCGCAGUGCGCGCUCCGGCAAACAAGCCAGGCGGGUGUCCUGUGACGCGACAGGUCGACGCUCGCCGCUCCGAAACAGAGCCAAACCAAACGAGCCAGCGCCAGGCUACACUAAACAGUGCUGAUGAGCAACGAGAAAAGAGUUCUGUCGCGAACGGUGCACCAACAGCAUAACCUGGAAGGCUAACAUGCAGCUGGCCGCCGGACGGAUGACGGAGGAGGACAUGACCUGAAAGUCAUGGCCUGAUUUUGAGAGCCUUGCUGACUGCUGACCAAGAUGCGACGUGCCGAUGCUUCCUCCCUGCAAAGUCCCAGACCAGAUACGGAACGAACGUGAGCUAGGUGUGA